GGAAAGUGGAGUUGAGUAAAGGUCUAAGAGCUGUAUACAAUCUAAUGCCACUGAUGUGGACACCUGGAUACCUGAAUAGAGCCUUGCAAGUGAUGGAGAAUGUGGCUUCAUUGCCAGGGGACAGCAAAAUCUGUAAGGAAGCUAUUGAUGCUUUGGAGACUGUUUUGCGAUCUGUCCUUGAAGCAAAACCUAGUCCAGAAUUGGCUGAAGAAGUCAAGGAAGUAGAGCAGAAGUCACAGUGUGCAGAAUCAGAAGAAACAGAGCAGUCUAAAGCACCUGAGUAUUACACCCGAUUCAAGGAGCUGUACUCUAAGCUGCGUUCGCUGGGCAAAGUUGAAUCUGAAAGCCUGUUAAACCUGACCACCCAACUUGUCAAGGAAAAGCUGCCAGCAUAUGAAGUGGAAGACAUUGCAAAACAUGAGGAGAAGCUAAAGGAGUGGGAGCAAGAACAAGCGGCUCUCACUGCGAGAGAAAGAGAGUUGAGAGAAAAGGCUAAGCAGGAAAUGGAAGCUAGGAAGCUAGCUAAAGCAUCUGCUUAGUACUGGAACUCAGAGGCCAUAGUGGUAUGCAUUCCUCUGUCAGUGAACUGAAGUGCUUACCAUUAUUAAUAUUUCACUUGAAUCGUGCUGUAAGUUUGACUGUAUGUGACUGCCAUAUGCAAAUUAAACUUCCCAUUUUGCCUAUUUCCUGAAGUAAAGCACA
Molecule: messenger RNA, 702 nt
Organism: Mesitornis unicolor (brown roatelo)
Lineage: Eukaryota; Metazoa; Chordata; Aves; Mesitornithiformes; Mesitornithidae
Product: 28S ribosomal protein S27, mitochondrial-like
Exons: 3
Cellular component (GO): mitochondrion
Source: RefSeq, a predicted model, not a curated record